AUGACGCCCCCCACGACUCGCUCGACGGUCGACGACGAUCCAAACGCUUUGUAUCGAGGUGCUCCCCCUCGUGUUGUCAAGGUGCGCGCCAUAUCGUCGUCCGAUCGUCUGUUACGACCCACCAAGGCGUCGCUAGCAGCUUUUAGACCGAAAGUGUUGACAGGGAAGGACAAGGAGCUGGCCGAGGCGCGCGAGAAGGCACUGAAACGGCGUCGACUGACUCGGAUCACCAAAGAAAACGGCCGCCUCACCAUUCCCCAGUCGCCCAAGUUUCGGCCUUUGAAGAUGGCUACACCCCGUUCCCGUGCUGACAUGUUGACGCGCACGUCUCGAGAGCUUUUGGAGAUUGCCGCGAUUCGCAAGCGAGUGCAAGCGCAGAAACGCAAGACGAAGAAGUAUCACGAUGCGACGACGCACGGGGCCGCUCCAGGCAAGAGCGACCAGUUCUCAAGAGCUCUGUCCGCCAGUGGCGGGGUCGGGGUCCCUGCCGUUCGACGGCCGAAGCUGACGACGCCUGUGGGCUUUGCAUUUGAGAUCGAUAAACGUGCAGCUCGAGCGGAAGCUCGAAAGAGCUUGAAGCGGAAGAGCGCGGUCUUGGUGCCGUCGACGGCAGUAGUGGAUGUGCACGAGAGCAACGAGGCAAACGAGAAGGAGAACGUGAUUGGUGUCGAAGAGGACGAAGAGGCCGAGAAGAAGAGACGUAAACAGCGUCGGACGUCGACGGUAGCAGCAUAG
Molecule: messenger RNA, 735 nt
Organism: Peronospora matthiolae
Lineage: Eukaryota; Oomycota; Peronosporomycetes; Peronosporales; Peronosporaceae
Source: the annotation of a GenBank genome assembly